GCGUGUUGGUAUACUCAAUAUAAGUCAUUUAUUUACUUGUAUUUCAAAUUAAUCAUUUGUAACACUUGAGGAUUGCGUGUAAAAUACAAACAACUCCACAGCAAUGGAAACUAAAACGUUAAUACUACCAUCACCGAGCACAAUCAGUCAAAUCUAUAGCGAGUUGGGUACUUCUGAGACACAAAUAGAUCUUGACGUGAAAUUUCUCAAGGAGUGGAUGCGAAAACAGCCCCACCUUCCCAACCCAGACGACGAUGAAAAGAGGAUUGAUGAAAAACGAAUCAAAAUGAUUUUGAUCGUGUGCAAGAAUAGUUUGGAGAAAACCAAAGUGGUGUUGGACCAGCAUUACACUGUAAAACUCCUAAUACCAGAGUACUACACCGAGUGGGAUCCAACUUCACCAGAGAUAACUCAAGCAAUGAAACUUACUUGUUAUGCCCCAUUACCAAACCCAACUCAUGAGGGCCACAGAGUAACCCUCUUUAGUAUAAGGACUGAAGAAGCCGACCAUUUUGUAUGUAAUGAUAGUUUUAAACUAUGUACUAUGUCAUUUGAUCUCAGAAUGGUUAAGUUAGACACCUAUAAAAAGGACAUAUUCAUUUUUGAUAUGAACAAUGUUUCCAUGCAUCACUUAACAGCAUACUUAGCUAAUGUUAAAAAAGGCCUUGAAAAUGCAUUGAAGGCAUACCCAACGCAGAUACACCAAAUUCACGUAGUUAAUAUGAGAAGUUUCUUACAGCCGUUAUUUAAUAUCAUAAUAAGUCUUUUGAAUAAGAAAAUUUCCCAGAGGAUAUUUAAUCACAAAUCCAUCGAAGAUCUGAAAAACAACAUCGAUCCUAGUAUUCUUCCACUUAACUACGGAGGAACUUACCCCAAGACGUCUGAUGAAAUACUAGACGACUGGUACGAUGAGUUGAUAAGACACCGAGAAUGGCUUAUAACCCAAUCGUCGAUUGUAGCAGAUAACAGUAAACGCCCGAAAAAUUCCAACAACCACUUGGAUAAUAUUGAAAACGCAAUCGAAGGUUCUUUUAGGAAAUUGGAAGUCGAUUAAUGAUGAUUCAAUAAUCAGUUAAUAUAAAUUCGCUAAUUCUCUAAGAAACCAUAUAUGCAUAUGCUGAUGGUUUCUUGACAACAUAAAUGUAAU
Adelges cooleyi (spruce gall adelgid) is the source of this 1147-nucleotide messenger RNA. Its product is annotated as clavesin-2-like. Lineage: Eukaryota; Metazoa; Arthropoda; Insecta; Hemiptera; Adelgidae. Gene Ontology annotation, cellular component: membrane. The record is from RefSeq and is a predicted model, not a curated record. The coding region runs from base 104 to 1054 and encodes 316 amino acids. Gene Ontology annotation, molecular function: phosphatidylinositol bisphosphate binding. The transcript is spliced from 6 exons.